GGGAGACAGUUUGCUGUGAUGUCACGUGCAGAGAGGAGAGAGACAGCUGUAUGCAUGCAGGAUUUCACAUAAGCACAGCAAUGGUUUAGCAGAGCACCAAGACAUCCCACCUCCACUUCUGCAUUUGGCAACAGAAGAGAAAGAAAGUGCAACAGACUACAUCACCAAGAUGUCCCUCUAAUGCUCUCCAGAACUAAACCCAUACAGCAACAGGAAAGAAGUGUAAAGUUGAGCAAGUGAAAGACAUUUUGACAGAUGCAACAUUCCAGUCGUUACAGUUAAGAGGAUUUAUUUAGGACUGCUUUGCUAGGCACCAAGUUGCCCUUUGUAUCACAAGUGCCAAGAUGCAGGGAUCAUCCGGUGAUAACACAUCAGGUUUGCCCUACGAUAUGCUGCUGGGCAAUGAUAGCUUGGCAGAUGAUAACCAGACAUUCGUCAAUGAAACAGUUCCACCGAUGAAUUUGACACGAGCCAUGCUGCUGGGCUUUACCCUUGGUGCCUUCAUAUCUGUUGCCAUUGUUGGUAACAUCAUGGUGAUUAUUUCUGUGGUCACCAACAAGCAGCUGCGAAUUCCUACCAACUACCUGAUUGUCAACCUUGCUAUAGCGGACUUAUUACUUAGCUCCACAGUAUUACCCUUUUCUGCAACCAAAGAAAUAGUUGGUUAUUGGGUAUUUGGCAGAAUAUUGUGUGAUAUCUGGGCGGCUAUGGACGUUCUGUGCUGCACUGCAUCAAUUUUCAGCUUGUGCACCAUCUCCAUUGACCGAUAUAUUGGCGUGCGGCACUCUCUUCGCUACCCUACUAUAGUGACCAGAAAAAGGGCUAUUCUCGCUCUCCUUGGUGUCUGGAUUUUUUCAACGGUUAUCUCCAUCGGGCCGCUGUUGGGAUGGAAGGAGCCAGCUCCACCUGACACAUCUGUCUGUAAAAUAACUACAGAAACGUUUUACGCAAUCUUCUCUUCUUUGGCAUCAUUCUACAUCCCUUUGAUAGUCAUUUUAGUCAUGUACUGUAGAGUCUACGUGGUGGCCAAAAGGAUAACCAAGAACCUAGAAGCAGGUGUGAUAAAAGAACAGAUGGAUUCCAAGGAGCUGACUCUCAGAAUCCACUGCAGGAACAUGCAGGACGAUUCCCCCAACAAUAGUAAUGUGAAAAAUAACCAGCCUCGCAGCUCCUUAUCCUUGAAAUUACUCAAGUUCUCUAGGGAGAAGAAAGCUGCAAAGACCUUGGGAAUCGUGGUUGGAAUGUUCAUCUUAUGUUGGCUUCCAUUCUUCACAGUCCUGCCACUCAGUUCCCUGUCUGAAUAUCUGAUACCCCCAGUUACAGUGGAGAAAAUCUUCUUUUGGCUUGGAUACUUCAACAGCUGCAUGAACCCAGUCAUUUAUCCCUGCUCCAGCAAGGAGUUCAAGCGAGCCUUCCUCCGGAUCCUAAAGUGUCAGUGGGGAAACAAAAAGCAUUCAGCAUUCCAUAGAUCUCAGUAUCGAGCUCGGCCUGGCAGUGCAGUCUCCCAUUCCAGAAAAAGUUCCAUUGAAGAAACUAGUGAAUUCAUAAAGGGCAGUCAAAGGACCAUAUUGACCAAGGCCCCAAGCCCAAGAUUCUUGAGAAAGACAAACCAACCAAAGGAAAACAGGACAUUGGAAAGGAAACAUCGAUAUCGCUCAGGUCAGCUAGAUUGUCAAGAAAGCAGUGAGCAAGACAAUUCCUGCAGUGCCUUCUCUUCCAAAGAGACUACAGAAUGUACUGAACACAGUAAUAAUGUGUAUGUCUAAGAUGGAUUAGAAGCAUCUACUGAUCUGCUUGGCCCAGAUAUGGUUUCAGCUUGCUGAUAGCAAACCUGGGAUCGACUGCUGGUUUUAAUACAUGAAGCUGUAGGAA
Messenger RNA from Xenopus laevis (African clawed frog), 1872 nucleotides. RefSeq names its product adrenoceptor alpha 1B S homeolog (gene adra1b.S). Gene Ontology annotation, molecular function: adrenergic receptor activity; alpha1-adrenergic receptor activity; G protein-coupled receptor activity. Gene Ontology annotation, biological process: G protein-coupled receptor signaling pathway; cell-cell signaling; adenylate cyclase-activating adrenergic receptor signaling pathway. Gene Ontology annotation, cellular component: plasma membrane; membrane; nuclear membrane. The record is from RefSeq and is a predicted model, not a curated record. Lineage: Eukaryota; Metazoa; Chordata; Amphibia; Anura; Pipidae. Bases 345 to 1766 code for a protein of 473 amino acids. The transcript is spliced from 2 exons.